CAGAUCAAUGGAACAGAUAUGAGCAAUGAACUAGUCCAGCUUCAAUUAAAUCGCUUUUGGACGCAUGCGAUCCAAAAUUUAGAACCUCCAUUGAAACGUCCGUCGAGCAUUUGAGAAAUAAAACAACAUCAAAAAUGCCUCGUAUUAUGAUAAAAGGUGGUGUUUGGAGGAAUACAGAGGAUGAGAUCUUGAAGGCAGCUGUUAUGAAAUAUGGCAAGAACCAAUGGUCACGUAUUGCUUCACUCCUCCAUCGCAAGUCUGCCAAACAGUGCAAAUCCAGAUGGUUUGAAUGGCUGGACCCAAGCAUCAAGAAGACAGAAUGGAGCAGAGAAGAGGAAGAGAAGCUUCUCCACCUUGCCAAGCUGAUGCCAACCCAAUGGAGGACUAUUGCUCCUAUUAUUGGUCGCACUGCCGCACAGUGUCUUGAGCACUAUGAGUUGCUGCUUGAUAAGGCUCAACAGAAAGAGGAAGGAGAUGAUGACCCAAGAAAACUGAAACCUGGUGAGAUUGAUCCAAAUCCUGAGACAAAACCAGCCAGACCAGAUCCAGUUGAUAUGGAUGAAGAUGAACUCGAAAUGUUAUCAGAGGCAAGGGCAAGACUCGCCAAUACACAGGGAAAGAAGGCUAAGAGGAAGGCACGAGAAAAACAGUUAGAAGAAGCGAGAAGGCUGGCUGCCUUACAGAAACGACGGGAACUAAGAGCAGCUGGGAUAGAGAUCAAGAAGCACAGGCGUAAGAAACGAGGCGUAGACUAUAAUGCUGAGGUGCCCUUUGAGAAGAAACCAGCACCUGGUUUCCAUGACACUUCAAAUGAAACAUUCGAUCCUGACGCACCAAAUUUUAAACGAUUACGUCAACAGCAUCUUGAUGGCGAAAGAAGGGAUGCCAAGGAAGAGAGGGAACGUAAGGAAGACAAAAAGAAAAAGAAGAAAAGAACAGAGAAUGAUCUCCCUGGUCAGAUUCUCAGUCAAAAUAAAUUCUCAGAACCGGUUAAAAAGCGAAGUAAGUUGGUUCUCCCAAGCCCUCAGAUCUCCGACCAGGAGUUAGAAGAUGUGGUUAAAGUGGGUCAAGCUACUGAGAUGGCACGUCUUGCUGCCCAAGAGACUGGAGAUGGGGGCGCCACACAUACAUUACUUCAGGACUAUAGUCUGAACCCUGGUACUGGCCCCCUUAGGACUCCUCGAACACCUGCGGUGAAUGGAGACACCAUUCUACAAGAAGCUGAGAAUAUCAUGGCCCUUACUAAUGUUGAUACACCUCUUAAAGGGGGCAUGAAUACUCCACUGUAUGAGAGUGACUUCAGUGGGAUCACACCCAGCCAUAAAGCCAUGGCAACACCCAACACUGUACUAAGUUCACCAUUCCUCACACCAGCACAUGGAAAAGAUGGUGGUCUAACACCCAGGGUUGGCGGUAACAAAGGGGGUCCCAUGCAGACCCCUACCCCACGCCGUGACAAGCUGAAUAUAAACCCAGAGGAUUUAGAAUAUGAAGAUCAACAAUAUGCUUCUUUCCAACAGCAAGAGUUGAAAGCUGAUUUAAAACGUGGAUUGCGAGGUCUCCCGAAGCCUAAAAAUGAUUUCGAGAUUGUUGUCCCAGAGGGUGAGGAACAAAUUGACACAUCUGACCCUCAGGGUGGAAUUGUACCUGACCAAGCAGAUGUUGAUGCUGAGAAGGAUGCAGUUGCGGCAGCUAAGCGAAAGCUGGAGAUGCGACUGCGGUCACAGCCAGUGCAACGAGAUCUCCCAAGACCGUCAGAAAUGAACCAUACUGUACUGCGGCCUAUAGAUGCCCGCGAUCCACCUCUCACUGAUCUACAAAAGGCUGAGGAGCUUGUAAAGAGAGAGAUGGUCACAAUGAUGCACUAUGAUGCUCUCUUGACCCCCACCCCUGCACAACAAGGUCUCACCCCUGGGGCUAAGAAAACAGGGGCUGUGAACAGAGCCAAUCAUGCAGGCUACUUAGAGAAGUACCCCUAUGAACAGGUCUCAGAGGAAGAAAUAGAACAGGCAAAGAUGUUGCUGUAUGAUGAAAUGAGUCAUGUCAAACAAAAGAUGGCGCAUGGUGAUCUCUCUAUUGAGUCCUACAGUCAGGUCUGGGAUGAAUGUUACUCACAGGUUCUCUAUCUACCAGGACAGAACAGAUACACGAGGGCUAACUUGGCCAGUAAAAAAGACAGAAUUGAAUCAUUAGAAAAAAAAUUAGAGUUGAAUCGAGGUAAUAUGACAAAAGAUGCAAAAAAGGCUGCAAAGAUGGAGAAAAAAUUGAAGAUAUUAUUGGGAGGUUAUCAGUCUCGUAACCAGGCACUGAUUAAGAUGUUAGCUGAAUGUAAUGACCAACUAGAGCAAGCCCGAGUUGAGAAGGCGACAUUUGAGAGUCUACAACAGCAUGAAGUUGGAGCCAUUCCCAAACGCAUGGAGUCUCUUUCUGAAGAUGUAAAAAGACAGGAAGAAAGAGAGAAGGAAUUACAAAAACGAUUUGCUGACUUACAACAUGAUAAAGACAGAUUAGAGAAUGGACUCUACUGACACUAGUGACAUUGUUAACACAAUUCUUGGAAUAACAUGUGCAUUAGGGAAUGUGACCUAGUUCUCUGAUGUGGUCAAUUAACUAGAAAUGACGAAGUAAUUACAAGUUUGUGAAAAUGGAUUCAAUCAAUUUUACUUGACUUGACUGUUAUUUAUCAAAUUGUGUCCUCCUUCGACUUUAGUAAGUCAUGUUAAAGAUAAAUUGACUGCUCAUAAGUAAGUCAUAAUUCCUAGCUUGAGUAAACCUGACACAUUUGAAUUGAGUCCAUUUUAGACAUGGAGAUAAAACUACAAUUACUUCACAUAAUAGUUUUCAGCAUAUGUCCAUAAAUAUAAAAUAUCCAGAAAAUUGAAUAUUGUGUCGUCUCUGUGAAGUAGGGUCUACUAGUAUUUGGAAAAUAUUUUUCUUAUUGGCUAGCACUGGUUGCAUCCAAUAUGAAGGCAUUAGUUUCACAAAUAUUUGGUAUAAGUUACUAAGUGUGUAAGCACAUAUUUGUAGAAUUAUUGGCACUAGUUGAAUGAAUGGUUUGUACUAGUUGAAUGAAUGGUUAGUACUAG
This is a messenger RNA of Owenia fusiformis, 3086 nucleotides long. NCBI's taxonomy places the organism in Eukaryota, Metazoa, Annelida, Polychaeta, Sabellida, Oweniidae. The record is from the annotation of a GenBank genome assembly.